GCCGUCGCAGCUCCCUCGCCGAGCCGCCCGGCCGCUGUGGGCCAGGCCCGCCGUGCCCCGGCCGGACCCCACCAUGCUGCCCGCCCGCCAGCCGGAGAAGGAGGAGGUGGCGGCGGCCCCCGCCGUCCCCUACACCUACUGCAGCCGGCCCCGCGCCCUGCCCGCCCGCCCGAAGUACCGAGCGGCGCGGGACGCCGCCGAGCUAGAAAAGGAGCCCAUUCGUUACGCCAACCUCAUGUAUGACAGGAGAGUGGUGCGCGGCAACACUUACGCCCUUCAAGUCGUACCUGUGAGUACCCAGCCCAGUCCCCUUGAGAUUCAAAGGCAGAGGGAAGCACGGAAAAGAGCACUGGCUAGAAAGCGUGCAAAAGAGCAAAUGCAACCAAGAACACCUGAGCCUGUGGAAGGCAGAGAGCACGUUCAUGUGCAGACAGAACUGUAUCUGGAAGAGAUUAGUGACCGGAUAAUAGAGGUUGAUACAGAGUGUCAAACAGAUGCAUUUUUGGACAGACCGCCCACUCCAUUCUUCAUACCAGCCAAAACGGGAAAAGAUGUGGCCACGCAAAUAGAAGAAGGAGAGUUGUUUGACUUUGACGUUGAAGUCAAGCCGAUCCUGGAAGUGUUGAUUGGGAAAACGGUUGAGCAAGCUUUGCUGGAAGUCAUGGAGGAAGAAGAGCUGGCCCAGCUGUGGGCACGUCAGCGUGCCUAUGCAGAGCUGCGUAACGCAGAGCUUGCUGAAGUACAGCGCCUGGAAGAGCAGGACAGGCGAUACAGAGAGGAGAAGGAACGUCGCAAACUCCAGCACAUGCAAAUGCUGCAGAAACAGAAAGAGACCACAGAGAAAAUCGCAGCUUGGGCAUUUGCUCAGCGUUACUUGGCUGAUCUCAUUCCCUCAGUCUUCAACAAUCUUCGUGAGAGUGGAUUUUUUUAUGACCCUAUAGAAAGAGAUAUUGAGACAGAAUUCCUUCCGUGGCUGAUGACAGAAGUGGAAGAAACACUAGAGAGGAAGGUUCUGGGGAGGACAAUGCUUGACUCCUUGAUUCGUACAGUGGUUGAAAAACGCUUAGAUGCAUUUAGCCGUAAACCUCUGUCUGAUCAGACAGAGGCACCUGCUGAAGAGUCCAGGCCAACAGAUGCACCACACCAGGUGGUGGGUGAGACAGACGCUGCUGACCAACCGGUUGCAGAGAAAGAAGAGACUGACCAACCUGUUCCUGAGGAACAGCCUUCACGUCACAUCUCUUUCCGGUUAGAAGAAUCGGAUCCAGCAGGAACAGAGGAUUUGGAAACUGAGUAACAAGGAGGCAAGUCAUCAAGUAAAUGGAGAUGAAUGGCUUAGAAAGAAGAAAUGAAUUCCUAUCUAUUUACAAGUAUUGUGCCCUAGCCAUGCUGAAGGAUGAACCUAAGUAACAGUAGAGCAUUAAAGCGUGUUUUCCAUAUGCUGGCAUUGCUGAUUUUGGGCCGUAAGAAUCAAGAGAGAGGUUACUAGUGCAAUGUGAAUGGCAGUGAAAUUCUAUCCCCUUCUACACAAGCCAAUCCAUCAAAAACCUGGGACAUUUACAGUUGAAAAGUGAUGCUGUGCCACACCCCCUGCUAGAAGGUCAUGAGAAGAACAUUGAGAGCAUCCUAAUAACCUUUGCAAAUGCUUUGAUAAUGUUCUCAGAACAGAAUUUCCUUACUUUCCCUAUUUUGAAAGGUGGCUACUACAGCACAGCUAUAUUUCUUUUCACUCAUGUUAGUCUCUCCUUUCCUGACACACUUGCAUGGGCAUCUCAGCAGGUAAUAAAGCGAAGGCUGUUCCUGAAGUUCUUCAGGUUCAAAGAAUUAUCUGCCUUUGGGAGUUUCUGCCAGUGCAAAAUCCUCCUCACCUUCCUUACACCCCGAGCACUGGUGAGGGGCUGGAGUCACACGCUAAGUCCAGCCUCCGUUUUUUUUGUAAUCGUCCUUUCCUGCUGGUUGACUGGAAACAGUACCAGACAUGACUGACAAAAUGUGCCUGCACUGCAACCUGUAUCUGUCUGUUCACAGGCCAACUCCUCAAGUGGGGCAUUCCCCCUCAUAAAAGUACAUCUGCGCUCCAUUGCAGCAACACCUUUUCCUUGCUAGGUGCACCUGUGGAAAAAGUCCUGCCUCAUCCAGACUGCUUUGUGCUACCUCCUCUUUGCAGGUCAGAGGAGAUGUGUGCUAACCCAGCAGGCCAGAUCCCAGUCUCAGUGGGAUGUCAGGAAUGACACCUGAAGAGAUAAGGACCUGCUCCACAUCUCAUACCCUCAAAAGGGAUGUCCAGACUUUUCACUGGACCACUUGUACGUGUGACUUCAAAGGCAGACCCUGCCUUCCCUCCAUCCUGGGCUAGGACAUCCAGUGAUAACCAGGGCAGCUAUUGCUUACACGGAAAAGCUCCCUUGGAAGGUGUCAGGUAUUUACCUCUCUCUGUAGGUAGUUGAAAGUCAGAAGUAAUGAGAUGUAACGACCAACAAAUCCACUCAGUGGUUUGAUGUAAUAUGAGUGUGUUAAAACUGGGCGUCUGGAGUCACAUAGUACAAAUUGUCGACAGACACACCCAUGGAUGCUUUUCAAAGCUGGAGUAUUCCCCUGUAAACUCCUCCUCUGUUUGCUAAGUUGACAGUAUUUCAACAAAGUGUGAUUGUUUUUUCAUUUAUGAUUGAUUCCUCAAAGCAUCCAGCAAAAUGUGUUACAUGUAUGAAAUUAAGGUAGUCAAUGCUCACUAAAUCUGUGUCUGUAAGUUUCUAAGAAGAAUUUAUUUUUAUACACAUGACUGGAAUUGAAGGCUUGAAAUGAAACUCUGGUUUAGGCAUUGAAGUCGGUGGGAGGUUUACCUCAACUUCAGUAGGACCAAGAUUUUCAAUUGUUUUUUUUCCCAUGAUGAUGGAAACUCCUGUCAUGACUUCAGGUAGAUCAGGUAAAUUACUUCAGGCUAAUUUUAUCUAGAGAAAUAAAAGGCUUUGUGGCAUGAUUAAUGAGAUUAAUGUAAAUGUUUCAGCUCAUUUUUGGAACACUGUAUGUCAGUUCUAAGGAUUCCUUAUUAGUGAAUGAUUGUUUUGUCAUGUAUUUACAGGAGACUUAGUAUAACCUAGAGGACUGUCAUGGAUCGUUCCUGAAAAGAUUCAAACAAAUGCUGCCUUGAAUAUUUGGUUUUGGAAUAUUACAAGAGGAAGGUGAUCACCUGGAAUAUUUUCAUUUUUGUCACUCCCACUUUGUGUUUGAUUGCUAGAAAAUUUACUUGAAGUGUUGAAUUAUUCUAUUUAAAUAGGUUGUGGCAUUAUUAUGUAUUCUUAAAUUAUUAUAAAAAAAUAAUUAAUUGUA
Messenger RNA from Aquila chrysaetos chrysaetos, 3327 nucleotides. RefSeq names its product radial spoke head 3 (gene RSPH3). Lineage: Eukaryota; Metazoa; Chordata; Aves; Accipitriformes; Accipitridae. The record is from RefSeq and is a predicted model, not a curated record. The transcript is spliced from 10 exons. Bases 74 to 1297 code for a protein of 407 amino acids. Gene Ontology annotation, cellular component: cilium.